AUGGAUGACCUGGAUUCGUCCAAGCGCGCGGUUGAUUUAAUGGUUAUUGAGGAUGCCUUGAAGACGACAGCGCGGUUGAAGAACGGGGCCGUGAAUCGAGACGCUGUGGAUGACAAUCUUCUGCUGGCCAAGAACCGUGUGUUCCUCACCAGUUGCACAUGCCGGAUCUUGAACGACCACAUCGAUGUAGCAAGAUGCGCGAUUGUUUCAAUGAAUCAGACACUAUGUGGACCGAUGGUCUUCAGGCUCGCGCGGUCUGCUGCUGUUCAACUUGGCCUCCUGAGACCGAUAAAGAUCUUGCAGUACGAUAUGGAGGCCAACUGCAGUAGCAAAACAUCAAAGUCGCUCCAGCGAGCUUCCGCUAUACUUGAUUGCAUGCAGACUUACUCGCUCAACAGCGUCUAUGCCUUCGUCCCCACACAAGCGGCGUCCGCUCACUUAGUGAAGGAGCUGGAAAAGGUAUGCGCCCCUCGUGAGCGACCGCUGAAGGGAUUUCGUGUGGAAGGAUGCCUAGAUGGGUCGUGGAGGACACUUGACAACGUCCGGGCUCGAUUUCGUUAUACCGAGUCUUUUCUUUCUGGUGAUCCUUCCGUGGUGAGCAGC
Symbiodinium pilosum is the source of this 603-nucleotide messenger RNA. The record is from the annotation of a GenBank genome assembly. Lineage: Eukaryota; Dinophyceae; Suessiales; Symbiodiniaceae.